Messenger RNA from Belonocnema kinseyi, 942 nucleotides. RefSeq lists its product as uncharacterized. The record is from RefSeq and is a predicted model, not a curated record. The coding region runs from base 1 to 942 and encodes 313 amino acids. NCBI's taxonomy places the organism in Eukaryota, Metazoa, Arthropoda, Insecta, Hymenoptera, Cynipidae. The transcript has a single exon.
AUGUUCCGCAACAAUUCUGGACAAGUCGGAAGCCGAAUUAUGUUGCAAACUCUUACGCAGACCAUAGACGUUCCACUGUUUUUUGGAAGACGCGAGUAUUGGGAGACGUUUCGCGAUCACUUUCGCAAUCUUAUACAUGCGAACGCACAUUUCAGUGACGUCGAGCGGAUGUUUUGUUUAAAGGCUCAAGUUCAAGGCGAGGCAAAGAGCGCAAUAGAAAUAACGCAAGUGAUAGGCGCAAACUAUGCGACGGCAUGGGCAUUACUGGAGACCUGCUAUGAACACCCGCGCUUAUUGGUACGAGACCACCUCAAGGCCUUACGCAACACUGCAACAAUGCGACACGAGACUGCUGCGGGACUCCAACGACUGAACGACACACUGGAUCGUCACCGCGAUCAACUUCGAACUCUCUGUCGCCCCGUGGACAUGUGGGAUGAUUGGUCCGUAUCGAUAGCUACCACAUGUGUUAAUCCAGACACUCGAAGAGCUUGGGAGGACGAACUCGAGCGCGCUGAUGCAUACCAUGACAUAGAGAUCGAUAAUUCGGCUGCCUACGCUGGUCUUUCUCCGUUUCUACAACGACGAUAUCGCACUCUAACAUCUGAAGAAUUUUCGCGGUCACUGAGUGUCUCAGCGAACCGAGCCUACACACCUACACAUUUAGAGCAACGCAGCUAUAGGGCUUUGGCUCUUCGAGCGGCUCCAACUCCAUGUGAGAAAUGGCGCGGCCCGCAUUACAUAGCUCGCUGUAGCAGUUUCAUGCGCCGUACUUCAAUGUACUGGCGAGAAGUCGCCACGAAGGCGGGUCUUUGUUUCAACUGCUUGAGACCAGGUUACUCUGCAAAUAAUUGCCCAUCCCCUGGGACUUGCAUGGUCUGUCUAACCCGUCAUCACACAAUGCUCCACCCCAUCGACCGUAAGCAAGAAGCCCCGCCAUAA